AUGUGGUCUUAUUCUCGAAGGGGAUUCGCAUCAGUAGCUUCCGCUACAGUAGCCCAACAUCAACAAAAGGCACGAUACAAGCCGGUGAUCGGAUUGGAGGUGCACGUGCAGCUGAACACCAAAACGAAGCUAUUCUCGCGAUGCCCCACCACCGACUCCUCCCCGAAUCGACGGGUUCUACCAUUCGAUAUGGCCACCCCGGGAACUCUUCCAUCCCUAAACUCUCAAUGUAUUUAUCGUGCAUUGAAAAUGGCACGUCUUCUGAAUUGCCACGUGUCAGAAUGGUCGAGAUUCGACCGGAAACACUACUUCUAUGGGGAUAUGCCGGCUGGCUAUCAGAUCACUCAGAAUCACCAUCCUAUUGCCAAAAAUGGAAAUUUCGGUUUUUGGGUUUUCGAUGAGCAUCUGGAUGUGCCUUAUUGGAAAGAGGUGAAAAUCCUUCAAUUGCAAUUGGAACAAGAUUCCGGGAAGACGAUUCAUCUACCGUCAACGUCUUCAGAAGGAGGAGAAGGUCCCAAAUCUCUAAUUGACUAUAAUCGCGCUGGAUGCGCCUUGAUUGAAAUCGUGACGUCUCCAUGCUUCGAGACGGCGAUUGAAGCGAUUCGAUUCGUUCAAACCCUUAGAUUAUUGAUUAUUCAUCAUAACUUAUCGAAUGGAGAGCUGCAUAAGGGACACUUGAGAGUUGAUGCGAAUGUGUCGUUGGAGAGGGAUACUGUACCUGAUUCCAAAUCCUCCAAUCACACCUCAAUUUGGGUAAAUUGGGCUCGACCAUAA
Molecule: messenger RNA, 774 nt
Organism: Caenorhabditis briggsae
Lineage: Eukaryota; Metazoa; Nematoda; Chromadorea; Rhabditida; Rhabditidae
Exons: 4
Coding region: 1-774 (257 amino acids)
Biological process (GO): mitochondrial translation; glutaminyl-tRNAGln biosynthesis via transamidation
Molecular function (GO): glutaminyl-tRNA synthase (glutamine-hydrolyzing) activity
Source: RefSeq, a predicted model, not a curated record